AUGGCUUCGGGUCAAUCGUGGCUCAAUCAAGAUUUUGGUGGAGAUGAUGAGGAGUCUGACAACGACUUCAACCCGGGGGUCGAGGCUGGCUCCGACGCCGAAGAUGAUGCGGUAGACUCAAAGCCACAAAUUGCGAAACGAGACGCCAGUGAUUCCGAAGAUGAACGGCGAUCCAGAACGAAUGGAAACCGGUCAUCUUCGCCUGCCAGAAAACCCAAAGUCGUGGAGGAGGACGAUGACGAAGACGCCGACGCCGACGCCGACGCGGAUGCCGACGCAAAAGCAGAUAACGACGAGGAUGACGAAGGCGAGGGUGAAGACCUUAACGGGAACGACGACGAAGAGGAUGAAGAAGACGAGGACGAAGAUGAGGACGCAGUCGCAAGCCGACCUCGAAAGCGCAGGAGACGAGGCCUGAACCAAUUCUUCGAAGAAGAGGCCGAAGUUGACGAGGACGACGAUGAGAUCGAAGCCGAUGAGGACGACCUAGGUCCCGAAUUCAUCCAAGACACCCACCCGGACGAUGACAUCCCGCCGGAAGCUGAUCAGGACGACGCCAGACACAGAGAGCUGGACCGACAACGACAACUCGAGGCCUCUAUGGACGCGGAAAAGCAGGCUGCAGCUUACAAGGAAAGAUACGGACGUAGAACAACCGCAGCUCUCAGCAAUACUUCCUUUGUGCCACAAAAUCUCUUGAUGCCUGAUGUCAACGAUCCGAGCAUCUGGGGUGUUAGGUGCAAAGCCGGGAAGGAGCGCGAGAUCAUCAGCAGGCUCAUGAAGAAAUUCUUCGAGAGUCAGAACAGUCGCAAACCGUUACGGAUCUGCUCUGCGUUUGAGCGUGGCGAUGGCCCUAUGGCGGGAUACAUCUUUGUCGAAGCUCGACAGAAGGUGGAUGUCGACGACGCGCUCGCAAACGUUCCUGAUGUUUACCCAAGAUCGAAGAUGAACCUGGUCCCUGUCAAAGAAAUGCCCGACCUCUUGAGAGUUACUAAGAGUAAAGAGCUUGAAGUCGGUGGCUACGUUCGCAUAAAGCGCGGAUUGUACCAGGGCGAUCUGGGUAUGAUAGAAGCUGUCGAAUCCAACGGUCUCGAUGUGACUGUCCGACUUGUCCCUCGACUCGCGUACGGUGCGGAUGAGGAUCUUACGCGUCCACUCGGCCCAGACGCCAAGCGCAAGCGUCCGAAUGCAUUUGGUGUCGGAAGCAGUAUUGCCAAUCGACCGCCUCAACGAUUAUUCAACGAGGCCGAAGCAAGAAAAAAGCAUGAUAGAUUUAUGCAGCAGAACCGUGGUCUUUCCAAUAAGAGCUGGACCUAUAAGGGCGACCAGUAUGAGGACGGCUUCUUGAUCAAAGACUUCAAACUGCAGCACCUUACAACCGAGAAUGUGAACCCGAGGUUGGACGAGAUCACGAAACUGACAAAAACUGCGGCCGACGGUACCGAAACUCUGGAUCUGGAGUCCCUCGCGCACAGUCUCCGCAACACAACAGCAGAAGGCAGCUUUCUUCCUGGCGAUGAAGUUGAAGUUUAUGAGGGUGAGCAGAGAGGUAUCGUAGGCAGAACAGAGGCUGUCAAGGGUAACAUCGUUUCCAUCAUGGUGUCCGAAGGAGAACUAGCCAGCCAGCUUGUCGAGGUGCCAGUAAAGGGCUUACGGAAACGCUUCAGAGAAGGCGACAAUGUUAAGAUCAUUGGAGGAAGCAAGUAUCGUGACGAAGUGGGAAUGGUCCUUCGCAUCAAAGACGACAAGGUCACUGUCCUUACCAACACUAGUAACGAGGAGAUCACUGUUUUUAGCAGAGAUCUUCGAGAAGCUACGGAUGGCGGCAGCGGAGGUGCAGGAACAAGUAAAUUUGAUGUUCAGGAACUGGUACAGAUCGAUCCUACCACAGUUGGCUGUGUCAUCAAAGCCGACCGUGAAUCGGUACGACUCUUGGACCAGAACGGCUCGCUCACAACGAGGAUGCCCUCACAGAUUCACAAGAUUGAGACUCGCAGGAAUGCCGUGGCUACAGACAAGAACGGUUCCGAGAUCCGAGUGGGCGAUGUUGUCCGUGAAUCUGGUGGCGAGGGUAAGAGUGGAACCAUAUUGCACAUUCAUCGAGGAUACGUGUUUGCACACAACAAAUUGGGAAUUGAGAAUUCUGGCAUUUGGGUAUCGAGAUGCACAAAUGUGAUCACGACCGCAGCAAAAGGUGGCCGCAUUACUGCACCUUCCACAGAUCUCACGAAGAUGAAUCCUGCCUUACAGAUGAAGCGACCAGACAUGUCCAUGGGUCCACCUCAACGACCCGGCCGUGACCCUCUUCAAGGACGACAUGUCCACAUCAACAAAGGUACUUAUAAAGGUCACCGCGCAAUAGUCAAAGACACGACAGCCGGAGAAGCACGACUUGAACUCCAGACCAAAAAUAAGACCAUCAACCUGAACAAAUUUGACCUUUCCAUCGUUGACACAAACACUCAGAGUAAAACGAGAUACGAGGAUUGGAUUCGACAACGAGGUGGUCCGCCAACGAUGCGCUCAGGCCCUGGUGGACCAGGAUCUCGUAUUCCCGAUGGAGGCUUUGGUGGGCGAACUCCUGCCGGCGUCAUGGAUGGCGGUCGCACUCCUGCAUGGGGUGCUUCGUCAAGAACACCUGCUUGGGGUGGUCCCGGCGGUUCUGGCCUAGACUCAGGGCGCACUCCAGCGUGGAAAGGAGCAUCAGGAUCACAGACAUCCUACGGCGGUGGCGGCAUGACUUCUUACGGCGGCGCAGGCAACUACGGCACCAGCGGCAGCCGCACACCGGCUUGGAAUGCGAGUGCAAAGACUCCAUAUGGAGCUGAUCAUGGCUUCAGCUCUUCGGGAAAUUCUGGGUUCGAUGCCUUUGCGGCUGGCUCGAGAACUCCAGCUUAUGGUUCUUCAUCCUCUCGUACACCUGCUUGGGGUGGUCCUGGCAAUGCAGCCUCGGCACCUACCCCUUCUGCACGCCCCUACGAUGCUCCCACACCUGGCGUGUCUGCACCUACACCGGCUGCUUCUGGUCGUUAUGAUGAUGACCCUUACACGCCUUACCUCAGUGCACCGACACCAGGAGCCGGUCCUCAAGAUGCGCCGACACCAGCACCGAAUUUUGCAAAGGGUGCGAACAGGGAUCCACUCACGCACAACCGUCUCGGUUUUGAUGCUCCUACGCCUGCAGCCAGUGCACCCACACCGUAUGCCAGUGGUGCAUUCGACGCACCCACACCAGCCGCUGGAGGGCCGCGUUAUGCAGACGAUGACGACGAGGAUUGA
Messenger RNA from Exophiala oligosperma, 3279 nucleotides. RefSeq lists its product as uncharacterized. The transcript has 3 exons. Gene Ontology annotation, molecular function: mRNA binding; protein binding. NCBI's taxonomy places the organism in Eukaryota, Fungi, Ascomycota, Eurotiomycetes, Chaetothyriales, Herpotrichiellaceae. Gene Ontology annotation, biological process: transcription elongation by RNA polymerase II; regulation of transcription by RNA polymerase II; regulation of DNA-templated transcription elongation. Bases 1 to 3279 code for a protein of 1092 amino acids. The record is from RefSeq and is a predicted model, not a curated record. Gene Ontology annotation, cellular component: DSIF complex.